Molecule: messenger RNA, 1035 nt
Organism: Dentiscutata erythropus
Lineage: Eukaryota; Fungi; Glomeromycota; Glomeromycetes; Diversisporales; Gigasporaceae
Source: the annotation of a GenBank genome assembly
AUGCACUCUUUGGCCCAUAACAAUAAUCCCCAACUGCAGCACUAUUUUCAAUUACAACAAGCAGCAACUUCUGCUUUGGCUACUCCGAACCAACUAAACGUUGGGGGAGCAACGAAUUUAAGUUCUCAACUUCAUGCUCCAAGUCUACUUGGACUACCUAUUGGAGGUGAUCCUUGGGGUACUGGUGCAGGCGGUCCGAUACCUUUACCGAUGCAUCAGCAGAAAUUAGCUCAGUUAGAAGAAGAAAAGAUUUACUCCCUAAUCACGGAAUUGACAAAUCCUGCAAACCGAGAACAAGCUCUGGUGGAAUUGAGCAAAAAGCGAGAGCAAUACGAUGAUUUAGCUUUGAUAUUAUGGCAUUCUUUUGGUGUAAUGGCGGCAUUGUUGCAAGAGAUCGUUUCUGUAUAUCCUCUUCUUUCACCUCCUGCGCUUUCUGGUCAAAUAUCUAAUCGUGUUUGCAACGCAUUGGCAUUAUUUCAAUGUGUUGCAAGUCACACCCACAUUCCUUUGUUUUUAUACCCAUUUCUUAAUACGACGAGUAAGACAAGGCCAUUCGAAUAUCUUAGACUAACAAGUCUGGGUGUUAUUGGUGCACUUGUUAAGAAUGACAAUCCAGAAGUGAUUUCAUUUUUACUGUCCACUGAGAUCAUACCGUUAUGUCUACGUAUAAUGGAAACUGGUAGCGAACUAUCCAAAACGGUGGCCAUAUUUAUUGUUCAGAAAAUUUUGUUGGAUGAUAUGGGCCUGGCAUAUAUUUGUGCUACUUAUGAACGAUUUUACGCUGUAGGAACUGUUUUGAGCAACAUGGUCAAUCAACUCGUUGAAACACAAGCUGUACGUUUGUUGAAACAUGUCGUUCGCUGUUAUCUUCGCCUUUCGGACAAUCCGAGAGCGCGAGAAGCCCUCCGUCAAUGCUUACCAGAACCUCUCCGCGAUGCCACGUUUUCGCAAGUCCUCAAAGAUGAUAUAGUCACCAAGCGAUGUUUGGCUGCACUUCUUGUCAAUCUGUCAGACAACGUCGUCACUACAAAUUAA